Messenger RNA from Panicum hallii, 669 nucleotides. RefSeq names its product ATP-dependent DNA helicase PIF2-like. The coding region runs from base 1 to 669 and encodes 222 amino acids. The transcript has a single exon. Gene Ontology annotation, molecular function: DNA helicase activity. Gene Ontology annotation, biological process: DNA repair; telomere maintenance. NCBI's taxonomy places the organism in Eukaryota, Viridiplantae, Streptophyta, Magnoliopsida, Poales, Poaceae. The record is from RefSeq and is a predicted model, not a curated record.
AUGUCUGAGGAUUAUUGUUGCAACAAUCCAUCAGAUGCUAUCAUUGAGCAAAUGGCCCUGGUUGAUAUUAGAAACAUGCUGCAAUCAUUGGGGAAGGAUAUAAAAUCAUUCCCUCUACCUAAGAUUGAUAACACUUAUGAUGACGCUUGUGGUGUUCCACGGGAGAUAUUCGAGGAGUCAAAUAUAGAGAGCACCGAGGAUGAUGUGGCUUUGUCGGAGUCCCUUAAUGAUGAGCAGAAGGCUGUUUAUGAUGAGAUCUUGUCAGCUAUUGAUACCAAUGAUGGUGGGUUGUUUUUUGUGGAUGGCCCCGGUGGCACUGGGAAAACAUUCUUGUAUAGGUCUUUGCUUGCCAAAAUCCGCAGUCAGAACAAGAUUGAUGUUGCGACAGCUACAUCUAGGGUUGUUGCAUCCAUAAUGCCCGGUGGGAGAAUAGCACAUUCAUGUUUCAAGCUUCCACUUACCAUUGACAGUGGUGGAUGUUGUAGUUUCACUAAACAAAGUGGUACAGUGACUCUACUACGUACAACUUCUUUGAUUAUUUGGGAUGAGGCUUCUAUGAUCAAGAAACAAGCAGUGGAGGCGUUGGACAAUAGCACGCGUGAUAUAAUGGAUAGGCCGGAUUUGCCUUUUGGUGGGAAGACUGUUGUGUUUGGCGGAGAUUUUACGUAG